Encephalitozoon hellem ATCC 50504 is the source of this 366-nucleotide messenger RNA. RefSeq lists its product as uncharacterized. Gene Ontology annotation, biological process: dUTP catabolic process; dUMP biosynthetic process. The transcript has a single exon. Bases 1 to 366 code for a protein of 121 amino acids. Lineage: Eukaryota; Fungi; Microsporidia; Unikaryonidae. The record is from RefSeq and is a predicted model, not a curated record. Gene Ontology annotation, molecular function: dUTP diphosphatase activity; magnesium ion binding.
AUGAAAGAAAAAACAAUUAAAAUGAAAGUUUUGGACGGUGCAAAGGAGCCUCAGCUCAUAAAUGGCGUUUACAAGUUAUAUUCAAGCAGCUCGGGCAAAGUCUUGGCUCGGUCUGGUGCGAAGAUUCCAGCGGGAUUUAUGAUGAAAAUACCAAAAAACUAUUUUGGAAAGAUCCAGUCCACCAGAAUAAAAAAGCUAGGUGGUGUUAUAGAUAGCGACUACAGAGGAGAGGUGUGCGUGCUCGUCUAUAAUGAUGGUGAUGAAGAGUUUGUAUAUAAAGAAGGAGAUGAGGUGGGGGAGAUGGCCAUCUGCAGGAUCUCGACACCCGAGAUUAAAGAGGCUAUUAACAGCGAAGUUCCUUUGUAA